GGAGGAGAGGAGCACAGGGCGUACAAACACUCUUUCGUUCCCUAUCUUUUCCCAUCCGAUGUGCCUCUUUGAGGAACUCAGAAGGAAAUCUUUUUGACAUAGAGAAAGAGUGAGUGGCAGGUGGUGUGAUUGACAUCUCUCGGCCGGGGGUGUCCGCUGUCCAGGAGUUGGCACGGGUUAGGAAGAAGACGAAUCAAGUGGCAGGUAUAGAAGAAUAGCAGCAUGGCUGUGGAAAGCUUCUCUGAGCUUUUGCAGAAACUGCGGGACGUCCAUGAACACGAGUUAGAAGGAUGUCAGGAAAGAUUGGUAGAAAUCACAAAUAAAAAGAAUAUUGAUACAAAGCGCAUGGAGGAACUUUACAACAGGAACCAGCAUCUUAGAGAACAGCAACGGAUGCUGACUGAGAACAUCAAACAGCUGGAAAACAGGUUGCGAGCCGGGUUGUGUGACAGGUGUACAGUCACUCAGGACGUGGCUAAAAAAAGAUUGCAGGAGUAUGAAAACUGUCAACUGCAGAGUUUACAGCAUAUCUCUAUCCUGGCGAGUGAGAUGAAUUCUCUAAAGAAAGAAAAUGACAGACUGAAAGAAGAGGUCAAGAGCAUGAGGGAUCGCACAAAUCGGCAGAAUGGUCUUUCAGAGGACAUGAUCGCUCCAGAAGUCAAGAUGUCACCUGACACAGCAGUGGCUGCAGUUAGUCAACUGACCUCAGGGUUAAAGUCUAGCCAGCCACCACCAGGGGACACCACUUUACCUGCAGCCACUGUCAAGCGUGAAAACAGUCCAACUGACAGUCUGGAUAAAUCGUCUGAACUUAAAGUUAUGCAAAGCUGGGCCAAGGCAUUUUCAUUCGAGCCCAACAAGCCGUAUGGAUCGGAAAGAAGAGCUGCCAAUGUGGAGUCGUUGGAGCAGAGACAUUCCCCUUUAUCUCUUUCACUUACAUCUGCUCUUGGUCUCCUAAAGAACAAUUGUGUUUUUUCAUCUACUGCCCCCGAGGAACGGAGCACCCGGCAACAAAUCCAUACCCCUGUCCCUUUCCGGCCGCUUCCAAUGCAGACCGGUCACCUCCCCUGGUCACUCUCAGAUUCCACGGAUUGGGUAACAGUAACAUCAGCCGCCUCUGGUGUUUCUAGCGGUAUGGCAAUGCACCCAAGCCAGACCCAAAUUGCAGGCUCGCCUAUCCUGCGUGUCCCCAAACUGAUCCCUCCUAUCAACGGCCUCCUGUCUCGCUCUCAUGCCCCGAGCCCCAGCGGCCUGCGGUCUUGGGUAGAUCGGCCUCCGCGCAAAAGCCUCACAGAGCAUUUUGACAGUAGAGAAAAGAGAGUUGCAGGAGGAGAAGCUGUUCCAGCAUCCCCCCAGUGGAGGGCUCCGAUGGAGCAGCCGGGAAGGAUAUUCGGCGAGAACCUCAGAAAGGAGCAGGAGGAAGCACCGCUGGACUUGUCUGAGUCAGGACGCUCCAAAAGCAAAGAGCAAGAGAAAACACAGAGCGAAACAUCUUCUUCAUCUUCAUCCUACUCACCACCAGCUCCACUUUCAUCAUCAUCUCAUUACCUGUCAAGUCCUCAAAGUGACCUACAAACAACAGACGGUAAUACACAGGAAGAAGCAACAGAGGACAAAUGUAAAGAUCAGGAGGAGGUAUACAAAGAUGAAAAUUCUCCAGCAGCUGAGACAUCUAUGAACUCAGACAACAGGAAAAUCCCAUCAAUCCACAUUUCCCUCCAACCAGUUGUGCUUAUGGAGUCGCAUAAAUCUGGAGGACAGAUUGGUAAAAUCACUGAUCCUGGGAGCAAACCGGUAGAGCAGGAGGAGAAGGAGAACAACGACCAUGAAACAAGCAGGAAAAGACCAGGGCAGGAUACUAAUGCUCUUUCCCAGCGGCCACUAAAGGAGAAGAAAUUACGAUUGAGGCGAGGAACCUCAGGAAACCAUGCAGAACUGGAGCAAACAUGAAGGCAGUAUACCAAGGUCAAGUUACUAGUUUUCCAGCCAGCCAUUUUGUCCAAUGGCUGUCAAGUUCAACCUCCAAAAUCUCUGAAAAACAUCUCUUCAGUCUUUCCAAAACACCAACAGUACACUAUUAAAAAUGAAGGUGCUUCAGUUCAUGAUGCUAUAGAACGACCUUUUUGGUCUGAAUGGUUCCAUAAAGAACCUUUAACAUCUGAAGAACCUUUCUGUUUCACAAAAGGGUCUUUGUUGCAAAAAAAAGAUUAUAAAAGUAAAAAAAAGAGAAGCUUCUUUAAAGAACCUUUGACUGUUCUUUGGAACCAAAAAUGGAUGAUAUAUAUGGCGUUGCUGUGAACAACCUUUAAGCGCCUUAUUUUCAAGAGUGUAGACACCACAACUUUGUCACUUAAAGCUCAUUUAUCACACAGAAUUCAUACUGCAUGGGGUAAGAUGUACCACUGAGAAGAAAAGAAAGAUACAUUCGGUAUCUGCCAUGUAGAACAAAAAGUGUUAUUAAACUGCUUGAGCAUCUGUCAAUUACAAACAGCUGUGUAUGACAUAAUGUAACAUGCAAACUAUGCUAAAUUAAGAGAGCUGGCAGGCAGCUCACCUCGCUCAAGCCAAAAUGAAAUUAGAUCUUGUGUUAGAUCAAGUAGGCCUAACCAAACUUCCUUUUCUGUAAAUAGUGAUGUUUCAGAAAGCUCUUUCAGCUCUGAAGCAAAUUUGUAUUUGACUCUUCAUUGGAUAUCUUUGGCUGGACCAAAACAGGAAGCCAGGAACUGCUAUUUUCACUUUACUCCUCUUUACGAGGCUGUCAAUGAAUUAUCAACAAUAUAUUAAGUUUCGGUUUAUACCAUGAAUAAUUGGAAUUGUACAUACUUAGCUCAAUUGUACCUGUUUGUAUACUUCAGUUGUACUGUUUUGUUAAUUGUUCUCUCUAUUAUUUUUAUCAUUUUAAAACUUGCUUUAUUUCUUUUCAUUCGUUCAUCUGUGUAAAACUGGCAUCUAUUUUUGUCACCGUUUAAGCAUGUCCUGCUGCUUGUAGAUGUGAAAAAACCCUCUGCUUCCCCUUUUGCCUUUUUUUCAAGCUGGCGAGCAUAUAUUUUGUAAUAGCGAAUUUUCCACUUGCAGCGGUAUAUGCUCUGAGAGUGCAAAAGGCGGAAGGAUAAAACUGUGAAAAGAUACCGUAGGCCUACUAAUAGUACUUUCUGUUGUUACACCACUUGGGGUCACGCUGUUUUAAAUGCAUAAAUUCACAGUGUUAACCUGAACGCGUAGAUUCCUACAACUUUUUAAUAUGUAAAACUGACGUAAUUUAGGUAUUUUUUAUAGUUUGCCAAGCUUCCCAACGCAAUAUUAAAACAAGAUUAAAAAAACAUGUUUUAAAAUUUGAAAGCAAAUAUUUGUAAUGUAAUUACUAUUGCAAUAAACACACAUAUAAAUGAA
Molecule: messenger RNA, 3390 nt
Organism: Triplophysa dalaica
Lineage: Eukaryota; Metazoa; Chordata; Actinopteri; Cypriniformes; Nemacheilidae
Gene: rbbp8nl
Product: retinoblastoma binding protein 8-like
Exons: 15
Coding region: 223-1950 (575 amino acids)
Biological process (GO): DNA double-strand break processing involved in repair via single-strand annealing; double-strand break repair via homologous recombination
Cellular component (GO): site of double-strand break
Molecular function (GO): flap-structured DNA binding; double-strand/single-strand DNA junction binding; damaged DNA binding
Source: RefSeq, a predicted model, not a curated record